UUGUCAAAAUCGACAGUUGCGCCGCAGACGGUUACUGCGAUAGAAUUUCAAAUCGCGGCUGUGGCGAAUCCAUAUUUUCCGAUUCCCUCAUACCGAGACUUGCUACGUCAGCAUCGUCUUGUGCGACUGCACGAGUGAACUAAGCGUGAAGCCUAACUUGGGCCAUACAAUUUGACAUGGUGAUCUAAUCCAUCAUUACAAUGUCCAAAGAUUCCUUAGCCGCCCUGUUGGGGGCGAUAUCCCUCGAGGACCAUGAGCAAACCGUGAAGCUUGCGGAAAAUCUACUCAAAAAGUCCUCGUCAGACGCCAAGGUGCAACGCGCGAGAAUAGUAGCGUUGCUGAAUCUCGAUCGUUAUGAAGAGGCCAUCCAAGCCAUCGAGAAGGCGAGUCGGUCGUUUCAGCAAGACUGCUCUUUAGAAUACUCCUAUGCGCUGUAUCGAUGUGGCAGGUUGCAAGAUGCCAUCAACAUAGCUGGAGAUAAGGGCUCGGAAGGAAGUAAGCACCUGCUUGCACAAACGCACUACCGACUCGAGGCAUUUGAGAACUCAGCAGCCCUUUACAAGGAGCUCGCCUCGCAGUCCAACCUUGACGAGGAUGAGGUGAAUGACAUAGUCAUCAACCGCGGCGCCGUUAACGCGCAGCUGGCCUGGAAAGGGCGAGAUGAUAUUUCGCUCGGCCUCGAUGAGGGUGCUGGUCUUGAAUCAUUUGAAGCUUCUUUCAAUGAAGCCUGUGCAUGUCUGGGACGAGGAGAACUGGCCAGGGGCGAAGCAUUGCUAAAGAAAGCACAAGAACUUUGUCUGUCUUCGUCAAUCUUGACGAGUCAAGAGAAGAGUGUUGAGGUGCUUCAGAUCAUGGAACAGAAGGUUUUUGCUCUGCUUCGAGUUGGAAAGGUUGCCGAAGCCAAAAACCUUGCUCUAGCGGUUACGUCAAAAGACGUAUUCGAUCCGUCCCUCCGGAUGAUAAGCCAAAUCAACUUAACCAUUGUAGAGAGUAGCGACAGUAAAGAAAACCCAUUUAUUGUCCACAGGAAGUUGCACGAGAAGACGAAGCUUCCCGCACUCCAGGAGCCAUUCGGUUUCCAGUCGAGUGUGAUCCUCAAGAACAGGCUGAUUGCAAACUCCUUGGUUCAAAAAGGCAAGGAGGCGGGAUAUUUAUCGGGUAGUGACCGGGAGGGUCUUUCGUCGUUUCUCGCCGCGGCCGCCGGGAUCGAAGGCAAAACCAACUCGAAAGUCAUCGAAACCCUCCUACCACGCCUCAACAAAAGCCCCAAAGACCUCGGCGUGGCCUUCCUCGUCGCUCAAUUGUACGUGGAAAUCAAGAACCAUGACCAAGCCAUCGUCAUCCUCGAAAAGCUAGUCCACGCGCUCGAGAAGUCAGGCACCCCCAACGAUUCCGAGAUCCGAUUCGCCCCAGGCCUCGUCGGCCUCCUAACAAACCUCUACCAUCACGCCGGCCGACCCAAAUCCCGCCGCGCCGAGUUCGCCAACUACGCCCGCCAUAUCCAGUCGACGCAAUCCCUCUCCAGCGCCCCCCUCCCUCUCCUCCUCACCGCCGGCGCCGCCCUUCUCGAGUCCUGGGACCGGGACGACCUCGUCCUCGCCGCCCAUCUCUUCUCCGCCGCCCACGAAACCCACCCGACCAGCCGCGCCGCCACCGUCGGCCAAUCCGCCGCGGCCGCGGCCCUCUCUUCGACGACCCCCAGCGCCUCCUCCGCCCUCCGGCCCAUCUCUGCGCUCAUCGCCGACAUCUCCACCGCGUCGCUCGAAGCGGCCGGCGUCCCGCUGACCAAGGCUCCGAUCGCUACGAAGCGCGCGCGGGACGAGAAGCCGACGACGAAGGCGACUAAGCGGAUCCGGCCGAGUCGGAUGCCGAAGGAGUUUGUGGAGGGGAAAGUCAUGGAUACGGAGCGGUGGCUGCCGUUGCGGGAUCGGUCAUAUUGGAAGCCGAAGGGACGGAAGGGGAAGAAGAAGGCGGAGGGGCUAACGCAGGGGGGUGUGGAGGAUGAGGGGGGGCAGCAAGGAGGGGGGCAGGCGGGGAGUGUUGUUGUGGGGGGCGGGGGUGGGGGGAAGAAGAAGGGAAAGAAAGGGAAGAGAUGA
Molecule: messenger RNA, 2096 nt
Organism: Eremomyces bilateralis CBS 781.70
Lineage: Eukaryota; Fungi; Ascomycota; Dothideomycetes; Eremomycetales; Eremomycetaceae
Exons: 4
Coding region: 201-2096 (631 amino acids)
Biological process (GO): SRP-dependent cotranslational protein targeting to membrane
Cellular component (GO): signal recognition particle, endoplasmic reticulum targeting
Molecular function (GO): ribosome binding; protein binding; 7S RNA binding
Source: RefSeq, a predicted model, not a curated record